GCAGAAAGGUUCAGCGCGUGGUUAUUAGACAGUUAUAAUCCCUGCCUUCUGGAGUCUGCAGACAGAUCAUGUUCUCAUCCAGCAAGAUGAAACAACUUAAUGUGUCCUUACUGCUGGUGCUAGUGACCUGCUGCCCAAUAUCAUUCUCCUACCCAAAUGGGGCACCAAUAUCUACUUGCGAGACAAUGAAGCCUGGUCAUGUUGGAGUCUACCCUCAGCCAAAACCUGCACCCUACAUAAUGAAGAUCAACUCUAGUUCCUACCAAAGUGGCAAACCCAUACAAGUACAAAUACUGGGCCCUCCAUAUAGAGGAAUCUUGCUUCAAACCAGGACAUUUGCAAAGACUACGCUGUAUGGGACAUGGCUUGAACCUCCAAAGGACACCAAGAUAUUGCCGUGUCCUGGAAAUACAGUUGGUUCUAUUACACACGCUAACACCAACUUAAAAAACCAGUCUACCACGUAUAUCUGGAUGCCACCAAAUUCAAGUUGCCCGUAUGUCUUGUUCUUUGUAGCCACGGUAGCGGAGUCAUUUAAUGUCUACUGGCUCGGAGUCAGGUCUGCUAUUAUCUAUAGAGAUCCAACAACUACAUGCAGCAUGGAUAAAAACACUGGGAAAUCAGGACUGUUCUUGGACAGUAGUGGAAUGGCCUGGGAGCCGGCCCUUUACCUGUUUAUGUGCCUUCAACUUGUAUUGUUCUUGGUAGAGUGGCCCCUUUUGCUAUGAACAAUUAAUGUUUCAUCAUCAUGAGUAAAGACAGAAAGUCAUUUCCAUGAUUAUGCCAAAAAUAAAAAGUGAACUUGGAAAAAAAAAUAGAAAUAAGUUGUCAUGCAUAAUUUUAGGGGCUACAUUACAUUCACGCCUUAAUUUUGGAAACCAUCAGUCACAUGUAUAUCAAUAGUGUGGCGUCUGUACAUGCAGUGCUGGAUGGAUUUGCUUUCAUCAUAAGUGGGGGUCUCAGAUGCUGGAUACCCGUCAUUGUGACUGAUUGACAUGAAGGUGCAUAUAACAGCAGUUGGACUCCCACAAAACAGACACCGGCGUCAUAUCUUUAUGGAACGCCACCAGCGUUUAGCAGACGCAUUAAAGCCAGUUUCACACAAUGAUUAUACAAGCCCAUUUUGGCACCCAUUUUAGGCCGGUCUGCAGAUCUAAUGACCAGAAGUAACAGCAUCAUGUGUAGUCAUUGGAAGAGAUCACUGACAGACUGACUUUGAGGAGAGUCGGGAGGCCGCAAUACACAUUAUAUGGUCGUCUGGUCCACUUCUCUAACAUAUAUCUAAUGGGUAAGGCGGGCUUAAAGGGGUAUUUCAUGAUCAUAAUAACAUACGCCAUCAAUAUCUGAUUGUCAAGGCUCUGACACUUCACCGAUCAGUUGUUACUAAAGUAGCUCCUCUGUCGCCAGAAAUACACACAUACCCGGUCCAUUGUGUAGUGAACGGAGUUGGUAACUGCAAUGCUCCCCUCAUUCACUUCAAUGGGAUCAGCGCUGUAAUAACCAGCAUCGUCCACCAGUGUCCAGAGCUACUCAGUAAUAGCAGAUUAGCGGGGUGUGCGGGAUGUCAGACCCCGACUCUCGGAAACGGAUGGGCUAUGCUGAGGAUAGGACAUCAGUAUUAAAAUUCCCUUUAAACAUGCAUAAAAGAUGGAAGUCUGGUG
This is a messenger RNA of Bufo gargarizans (Asiatic toad), 1661 nucleotides long. RefSeq names its product putative defense protein 3. Bases 69 to 728 code for a protein of 219 amino acids. Gene Ontology annotation, molecular function: oxidoreductase activity, acting on metal ions. The transcript is spliced from 5 exons. The record is from RefSeq and is a predicted model, not a curated record. NCBI's taxonomy places the organism in Eukaryota, Metazoa, Chordata, Amphibia, Anura, Bufonidae.